Messenger RNA from Dacryopinax primogenitus, 1263 nucleotides. RefSeq lists its product as uncharacterized. The coding region runs from base 1 to 1263 and encodes 420 amino acids. The transcript has 4 exons. NCBI's taxonomy places the organism in Eukaryota, Fungi, Basidiomycota, Dacrymycetes, Dacrymycetales, Dacrymycetaceae. The record is from RefSeq and is a predicted model, not a curated record.
AUGUCCUCCCCUCAACCAGUAGCGCAUAUAACGUUCAAACGCGCUCGCAAGUCAGGCAACUAUCUCAUCGACAAAUCCUACCCCGUCAUAUCACCCUACCGCGUCUCCCCCUCCCGGUCCCGCAGAAGGCACAGCAGCGUAAUAGUUGACAGCAACAACAGGGAAAUACCGAACCUUGAUUCUCUCCUACUUACGGACUCCUCGAGGGCGCAGAGUCGCGCUAGGAGUGUGAGGCCGAGGCAGUCUGUGCGGCCUGUACCGACAGAGGAUAGGCAGGAAGAGGGGCACGUUGCAGUGCCAGAAACAGAGACAGCGAGCGCCCUAUCUCCGCCGGUGUCCAGCAUUCCUGCUGUACCACAAAGAGCAACAGAAGCCACGACAUUCCCGACCCCUGUAAUUCCUCCCUCAACGCCAUUCCCAGCCCCACCAAAGUUCAACACAGCGCAGGAACUGAUCACCGCUCUCUCCUUCACCAAACCAGACGACCUACCCUCACAGCGCCUCUUAACUGAACGGAUCCUCUUCUCCUCUCCCUCCCUCCCUUUGCUCCCCCCCAUCCCGCUUCUUACACAUACGAUCACCCGCCUCCUCACGCCAUCCCCCCUUCCCCUCCUGCCCCAGCUACUGCAGCUCCUUUCCCAGCUUGAACUGCAUCGCCAACUGCUCUCCUCCCAAGGCACAGCCGCACUCUCUAUUCACGCAGCGACAAAAGGCCCGGGGAAGUUGGGACGGGAAGCAAGACGCCGUCUUAGAGAAGUAGCAGGUGAGAAAGUAGGCGAAGCACAAAGAAGAAAAUGGUGGGUCCUAACGCUCCAUUUGCGAAAAACCUACAUCCGCGAACAACUCACGCUCAACCCCUUCGUUCCCCCUGACACGCUCCUCACUCCCGUCUUCCCCUCCACUCCCAGCCUCAGCACCGUCCAUCUCUCCCCACUCGAAGCCUCCGAACUCUCCGCCCUCAAGCUCAAAUGCUCUGAGCAGAUCUCCGCCGUCUCCCUCUGGGCACGACACUUUACCGGCACGCCCGCCCAAGCACAGGCAUCAUUCGACAUACGCUGGCCUAUGAGCCCAGACUGGAAGACGACGGUAGACGUCGUCAGGGGGUAUUGUAAGGACGUGCAAGAGCUUGAGGGGGUGCUGACGUGCUUGUUUGGCGACGAGGAAGAGAUCAAGUUCGAACCCCUGGAAGUGAGCCAGCUGGUGAGGCCGCCUAAGCUUGAACCGGCGAGUCCUGCCCAGCCGCUGCUUGCUGUUUUCCGAUGA